UUAAAUAAUGUUGAAAGAAAUGAAAGAAGGCCACGUAUAAUCAGACCAAGAAUUAAUUAUAUGGAAAUAUUUGAUGAAAUAGAUUUCCGAAAAAGGUUUAGAAUAUCUAAAAAUAAUUUUAUGACGGUAUUAGAAAGAAUUGAAGAUGAAAUUCGUCAUAAAUCUGAUCGUAAUAAUCCUAUUCCACCUGUCAUACAAUUACUGGUCGCUAUAAGAUUUUAUGCAACUGGAAGUUAUUUGAUAACUGUUGCUGAUUUUUGCGGAAUAAGUGAAUCAAGUGCUCAAAGGAUUGUUCAUCGAGUGUCACCUAUUAUUGCUGCAUUAAACAAUGAGUUUAUAAAACUUCCUAUGUCAGCAGAACAAAUUCAUCAAAACCAAAAAGAAUUUUUUCAAAUAGCAAAGUUUAUUAAUGUUAUUGGUUGUGUGGAUUGCACUCACAUAAAAGUUGAAUCAUGUGGUGGAAGAGAAAAUGAAUUAUAUCGAAAUAGAAAAGGCUUUUUUUCUUUAAACAUACAAGUAGUUGUUAACGCAAGAUUAGAAAUAAUUGAUAUAGUUGCACGUUGGCCAGGAUCUACGCAUGAUGCAACUAUUUUUGAUCACUCAAGGAUCAAAAAUUUGUUUGAAGCAGGCACAUUCGGUGAUGGUUUGCUUCUUGCAGAUUCUGGAUAUCCAAACUUACCAUACGUGAUGAGUCCAUUACACUAUCCAAUAACUCCACCAGAACACCUUUACAAUGAGGCUCAAAUUAGAACUCGCUCAAUAGUUGAACGAUUUUUUGGAAUUUGGAAAGAGAGAUUUGCAGUUUUAUCAAUUGGAAUGCGUUUUCAAACAAUUGAAAAAGUACUUCCCAUUAUUAUGGCGACAGCUGUAUUACAUAAUAUUGUCCAACAGAAUAUUCAACAAGAUCGAAUUGAUCCCCAUGCAUACAAUAAUGCUGUUGCAGUAAUGCAAAAUAUAGAUAAUAGGAAUGUCCAUGAUAAACGACGAGCAAUUGUGGAAUAUUUUGGAUGGUAA
Molecule: messenger RNA, 1014 nt
Organism: Trachymyrmex cornetzi
Lineage: Eukaryota; Metazoa; Arthropoda; Insecta; Hymenoptera; Formicidae
Product: putative nuclease HARBI1
Exons: 4
Source: RefSeq, a predicted model, not a curated record